Molecule: messenger RNA, 753 nt
Organism: Thermothelomyces thermophilus ATCC 42464
Lineage: Eukaryota; Fungi; Ascomycota; Sordariomycetes; Sordariales; Chaetomiaceae
Exons: 1
Coding region: 1-753 (250 amino acids)
Source: RefSeq, a predicted model, not a curated record
AUGUCGAGCUCCCGGGACUUUGUUGGCCUAGCUGAACAGGCAAGCCUCCAAACGAGCCGCUCUCGGCAGUCGAUCACGGCUUCGCUCCGUUAUAAGGCAUCGUAUUUCCUCAGUCGUGGCGGUACAAUCAACACCACCACCUCCAACGACAACGACAACAAUAGCACCACGGCAUACAACAAUCCCCAGACCUUCCAACCCCAUCCGUUGAAGGGCACGCGUGGCUGGUUCCGCUCUGUCGGUGCUCGCUUCCACCGUCAUAGUCAUGCCACUCUCGAGUCGUCCGAGAGCUCCCACGACAUUCAGCUAGAGCUAGAGGAGAACUCGCACAUAACGAACCUGCCCUCGUCGUCAGAAACCACGUCAUCGCGGUCGCAGCCAGCAAGACGUCGGCCCUUUCGGGGACGUCUCAGGUUGCAUUCUCUGCCUGCGAGGUUCCGUCGACGGGGGGAUUCGCGCUUCAGCCGCCCAUCGUCGCUCUCCGACUCGGACAAGGAGAACUUCCUGGCCAUGACUGUCCCGCCAGCGCGUUCUAGGAUGGUUUCCAACGCCGGGAGCUGGAGUUCGUUUCGAUCUGGCGUUCAGCGGGCUGUUCGAGGUAAGUCGGGUUUAGCCGCUCACCUUUCCAUCAAGAUGCUAAAACAAGAAUCCAGAAGUGGUGGAUGGCAACUUUCGCUUCUUCGAGGACCGUUCCUUACGCAGUCAGUAUUCCGUCGACAUCUUCACACCAUGCACACACAGCACCUGUGCUAA